AUGCUAAUUACAUUAUUACUACGUAUAAAAAUUCGACGUAAACAUAAAUUGGAAGGUAAUUGUCUAAGUGAUUUAUGCUGCCUAAUUGGCUGUUGUUGGCCAAUGAUCAUUUGUCAACUAAGAGAUGAAAUUUUAUAUUUACGAUCGAGAUCUGAAUGGAAAUUAGGUUAUUCACAUCAAUUAAAUGAUAAACCUCCUUGGGUAAAAAUGCUUACGAAAUCAAAAAAGAAAAACAAUAACGAUGUGGAAAGUUUACAUAUCAAUAGUGAUUAUGAUGACGAAGAGGAGGAGAAUAUCAAAAAAGACGAUGACGAUGAUGAUGAUGAUGAUGAUGAUGAUGAUGAUGAUGAUGAUGAUGAUGAUGAUGAUGAUGAUGAUGAUGAUGAUGAUGAUGAUGAUGAUGAUGAUGAUGAUGAUGAUGAUGAUGAUGAUGAUGAUGAUGAUGAUGAUGAUGAUGAUGAUGAUGAUGAUGAUGAUGAUGAUGAUGAUGAUGAUGAUGAUGAUGAUGAUGAUGAUGAUGAUGAUGAUGAUGAUGAUGAUGAUGAUGAUGAUGAUGAUGAUGAUGAUGAUGAUGAUGAUGAUGAUGAUGAAAACUGA
Messenger RNA from Schistosoma spindalis, 597 nucleotides. Lineage: Eukaryota; Metazoa; Platyhelminthes; Trematoda; Strigeidida; Schistosomatidae. The record is from the annotation of a GenBank genome assembly.